ACCGCUUGGUUUUCUUGAAAUUCUAACGUUUUUCAAGAAAGAAAGAGAUUCAGAGAGUUGCAAAAGUAUCUUCUUCCCUCCAACAUAAUCUGAAGACGUGGUGGAAGGAAGACACGAUGGACGGGCGUAGAUAUAAGAGCAAGUUCUCUCGGCUGAGCGUCUGUUUCACAGUACCACCUCUGUGGCAUAGAGGUGUUUAACUUCUUCAUUACAAAAUUUUAAAACUAAAGGAGUUUUUUUUAUUAUUAUCUCCAGUGAAUGUUAGGAUUUAUUUAAUAAGAAUAACAAUAACUAGAAAGCUAUGAAGACUGUGGCAGUAUUAUUGGUAUUCUUUGUGAGCUAUUUAGCUUUUGUAAAUUCAGUACCAGCACCAAAACUAGUAGAAUCAUCAGUCAAAGUGGAGGAUAAAGUUGCUGAAAGACAGGCAUCAUCUGGAACAGCAACAACUAGUAGUGACGAUGACGAUGACGACGACGAUGAUGAUGAUGAUGUAGAUGCUUUAGAUCUUGUGGACGAUGAUGACGAUGACGAUGACGACGACGAUGAACCUCAAGGUACAAAAGGUGAAGAAGAUGAUGACGAUGACGACGACGAUGAUGAUUAUAUUGAGCGAUUCAUUGAUGACAUUCUUGGAGGAGAAGAUGAUGACGAUGAUGAUGAUGAGACUAGUUCCGUUGUGGAACAAGUCCAACCAGCAAGUCCAGUUCAAUCGCCUCAGGCACCAGUUCUUCCUGCGAGUGUUCAAGCUGACCUAAAUUCAGUUGCUGAUGAAGCUUCAGUAGGUGCUGAAAACUUAUCAGAUGGAGCUCAAGCGACAUCAGACACUGCUGGUGAAACUUAUGAAGAAGUCGAAGAGGAUGUAGAUGUUGUACCUCAAGGCCAAGCUGCUGGAGCAAUUGAAGGUGGUGAAAUUCAAGCACAACCAGCAAUCAUACAACAAACAUCAUCAAAUGUCAUACCAAGUGAAACUACAAGUGAUGAUGACGACGAUGAUGACGAUGACGAUGACGAUGAUCUUGCCAUAGCCGACGUUGACGACGAUGAUGAUGACGAUGAAGACGAUGAGGAAGAUGAGGAAGAUGAUGAUGACGAUGAUGAUAUUACUGAUGGCAUUGACAUUGGAGCGCGAAGUGCACGUGGCUUUGAACCUGAAACUACCAACGAUGUUUCCGCUAUUUAUAUAGCUAAGUACAAUCAAUUUGUUGACAAUAUUCUGGGAAGAAUCAAUAAGAUACUUAAGAAUAAUUAUGAUCCUGUUAUCGUCAAACUUACCAAUCGUAAUGCUGGAUAUAAAAAUAACAAGAAGAAGAAGAGUAAUAAGAAGAAAGGUAAAAAAGGACAAUUGAUUGAAGUAUCUAAGGUUGAUGACAAAAUAAAUGAAGCUACUACUGUGGAAUCACUGCUUAAUGAGUCAGCAGUUGAAACUAAUUCUUUGAAAAAUGAUUCUUUAGAACAGGAAAUUGGUAGUAGCAGUAGCCGUGGAUCAACAAGCAAAGAUAAAAAGAAAACAAGUUUGACAAAGAAUAAAACUAAAUCAAAGCCUGUCAAAAAACAGACUAUAAAUAAAAAUAAGACAAAACAAUCAAAACCAAAACAAAAAUCACGAGCUAGAGCUACUUUAUAUGGUCUUGCAUCACUGAAACGAUCUGGGAAUGUUUCGGUCAAUAUGAUGUCUGAUCAUACAACAAUAAGGACUAAAUUUAAUCUUGGACCACUUGUAUUGAAAGUAGAGAAAGAAUUUGGAAGAGCUUCUAAAAAAGAAUUGCGAAGUGCAACAGCUACAACAGCUGAGAUGUCAGGAAAAUUAAGUCUUCGAGUUUUACCUGGAGGAGCUGCUACUUUACAUGUUAUUCGAGUUCUCCAACCAAGACAGGUACGUGUGGAUAGUCCAGAUGAUCAUGAUAGCACGAGAGAAUUUAUUUGGAGAAAAUCAUCUGAGUUAGCUCACGUAGUAUCCCAAAAACUUUCGAUAGCAGCUAAAUCAAUGCUUAAAUCACCACCAACAGCAUAAGACUUAAUCUCUUUUAUUCAAAUUAAAUCCAUUGCUCCAUUUAUUUAUUUAUUUAUUUAUCAACUUAAUA
Chelonus insularis is the source of this 2081-nucleotide messenger RNA. Its product is annotated as MATH and LRR domain-containing protein PFE0570w-like. The record is from RefSeq and is a predicted model, not a curated record. The coding region runs from base 302 to 2011 and encodes 569 amino acids. The transcript has 8 exons. Lineage: Eukaryota; Metazoa; Arthropoda; Insecta; Hymenoptera; Braconidae.